CCUGAACUCUUCCAACAACCAUAUCUCUUUGAGAGAGACAAGGUCGCCGUCCGUCCGAGUGUUCAAGGUUAAAAAAAAAAGAAGUCUGCAACAGAAUGGCGCCGCAGGUCCGGAACCCCCGGCCGAGGCCCGUCAAGUCAAUCAACGACUCCGACGCGCUCGACGGCCUCCCAGUGACAAAAUGGGAGCAGACCCGGGUCACGAUCAACCAGGACGUGGCCACCGACCAAGCGGAUGGAAACAUCCAGACAACCGAGCAGGAGGACAGCGCGUUUCCCUGGCCUCCGCACCCUCUACCGACCUUCGCCCCACAAAUUCCACAAUGGAAUCAGGGCAUGCUUGGGAUUACAAGAAUGGGCAAUACCAACGCCAAACUAUCAAUUUGGGACCACAAAACCCAAGAGUGGAUCCCUGGCAUCGAAUUGGAGCGACGUGAGGCUGCGAGAAAAGCUCAACUAGAGAAAGCCAAACACAGCUCAGCUACCAAUGUCGACGCAUCGAACGUUGAUGACGAAGAAGACAAGAAUGACGAAGACAAUGACGAUCUCAUGGACGUCGAAGGUCUAGCACCGGAUCCAAAACGCCGCAAAGCAACAUCUGGCUCCAACCAACGAACUUUUGAAAUCAAGAAAUGGGUCCAGGUGCCGGCUGCUUUGGCCGAGAAGAUACCAGAACCAAAAUACCUUGCAGACCGCCGACCCGGAAUGCCGAGUCUCUACAAAGGCGCAUACCGACCCAACAGCGCAGUCGAAACAUACGGAGACAUCGUUGCUGCUGCCAUGAGUGGUGGAGCAACAGGCUACGAUCUUAGUGCUGUUGGUGGACUCGAAGCUGCAAGAGCACUUCUUGUUCCCGGAUCUGGAAGCGCUGCUCUGAACACACAACCAGAUGGCUCAUCUACGCCAGUCCGAAAGAACAUGCCUCCGAGACGCAAGAAGAAGAAGCUUGGUGGACCUGGGAGGAAGCCUAAGAAUCCGAAUCCCGAAUCUGCUACUGCUACUUCUGCUGCCGGUAACGCAGCGUUGGAGAACGUCGCUGCCGAAGACACCGCCGCAGCAAGCACUGUCGAGGGAGACGUGACCAUGAGAAACACACCCGAAACAGCUAUCGAAGGCGCAGACAAUACAGACGGAACGCCCGCUAUCCAAAGCGAGGCAAAUGUGCAGGGCGCAGACGCAGAAGGCUCUGGACUAGAGAGCGAAGGAGAAGGAAGUGAGGAAGGAGAGAUCGCGAGUGCCAUCGACCCUGACCUUGCUGAAGAUACCCCUGUCAUCGAUCCCACUCUCACAGACAACACCUCUUUCAUCGACCCCGCCCUCACUGAUAACACCAUGGCCAUGCAAAUCACUCCCAGUCCAGUGGAGGAUACUGCCGAGCCUGAAGAAGACGGUGCUCCUGAAGAAGACAAGAUGGAAGACACCGAAGAGAAAGUGGUUGCAGCAGCAAAUCCUGCUGACAGCCCUGCGAAAACCAAACACGAGGCCGACGCGGAUGCAGAUGCUGAUGCCGACGCCAUCUCUACCCCUGUCAUUGAACAGGAGGACAAGAAAGAACAAGAAGGUGGAGGUGAUGAUGAAAUGGACGUGCUCGGUGCAGUUGAAGCUGCAAUGAACAAGGAGGCUGGCGAGGAGGACGCCUAAAGGUGGCUCAAACACGAAACUUCCACAAAAACAGGGUGGCUCAAACACGGUGCUGUCACGAGUAACACAGGAAAGCUUGAAGAAAAGGCUGAAACGCACGAGAACAGGAAAUAGCUUGAAGGAGAUCCCGCAACAAGCGAGACUAGGACAGCCUGAACAUAAUGCUGCCAAUCAGAGAGACACCAGAGAGUGCAACUCUCAUUCAAUCAAUAUUGAUUUUUAC
Cladophialophora immunda is the source of this 1863-nucleotide messenger RNA. RefSeq lists its product as uncharacterized. The transcript has 4 exons. Lineage: Eukaryota; Fungi; Ascomycota; Eurotiomycetes; Chaetothyriales; Herpotrichiellaceae. Bases 96 to 1640 code for a protein of 514 amino acids. The record is from RefSeq and is a predicted model, not a curated record.